AUAUAAAUAGCUGAUAAUACUAAUUGCUACGAGUUUACCGGCAAAAAUACGCGAUUAAGAUCUGUCCAUGGCCAACGGAGAGCCCCGGUCUUUGGAGUACACACCAACAUGGGUUGUGACCGUCGUCUGCUUUAUUAUUGUUCUCAUAUCUUUCGGGGCUGAGCGUGGUCUUCGUAAACUCGGAAAGUUUUUCAAGCACAAGGAGCAAAAGUCAUUGUUUAAGGCCUUACAGGAGGUCAAGGGAGAAUUGAUGCUUCUGGGGUUUAUUUCCUUACUCUUGACGGUGUUUCAAGGUCCAAUAAGCCGUAUAUGCAUUCCUCCUCAUGCUGCAAACAUCAUGCUCCCAUGCAAGCUUAAAACUGAGGCUUCCUCUGGUGGUUCUGAGCAUCUUGACAUCAUAAAACAUGGGAGGAGGCUUUUGGCUGAAGAUGUGAGCUUGGAAACUUGUGCACGUCAGGGAAAACUCCCACUGUUGUCACUGGAAGCAUUGCAUCAGCUGCACAUUUUCAUAUUUGUGUUGGCUGUGGUUCAUGUGAUCUUCUGUGCUACCAUCGUGCUCCUAGGAAGAGCAAAGAUAAAGCAGUGGAAACCCUGGGAGGAUUCAAUUAGAAGCGAGAUGCAAAAACCACAUGAUAGAGCUUAUGAAAUUUUUGUCCACCGAAUAUUCGAGGAGAGGGCAGGGAGACAAUGGGAAAAGUCUACUGUUGUGAGUUGGAUGGUAUCGUUCUUCAGACAGUUUCAUGGCUCAGUUACCAAGUCAGACUACAUUGUCUUGCGAGAAGGAUUUAUACGGGCUCAUUGUCCCUCCGUGCCUCACUUCGAUUUUCACGCUUACAUGUUGCGGACCCUCGAACAUGACUUCAAGAAAAUAGUUCGCAUAAGAUGGUACUUGUGGGUCUUUGCUAUGAUCUUUUUGUUGAUGGAUUUGGCAGGGUGGCACUCAUACUUCUGGCUAUCAUUCUUGCCUUUAGUACUAUUACUUCUUGUGGGUGCUAAAUUAGAGCACAUAAUUACUGAAUUAGCUAAGGGGGCUGCAGAACAAAGGAAUGGAGAAGCUGAAGCACCACCGGUGACUCCUUCUGAUGAACUAUUUUGGUUUCAUAGCCCGACUCUUUUUCUAUACUUGAUUCACUUCAUACUAUUUCAAAAUUCAUUCGGGAUUGCUUUUCUUUUUUGGGUUUGGACCACAUAUGGGUUCAAAUCAUGCAUUAUGGAAGAAUUGGGAUUUAUUAUCCCAAGACUCACUAUAGGGUAA
Coffea eugenioides is the source of this 1255-nucleotide messenger RNA. Its product is annotated as MLO-like protein 13. Gene Ontology annotation, cellular component: membrane. The transcript has 12 exons. The coding region runs from base 68 to 1255 and encodes 395 amino acids. The record is from RefSeq and is a predicted model, not a curated record. Gene Ontology annotation, biological process: defense response. NCBI's taxonomy places the organism in Eukaryota, Viridiplantae, Streptophyta, Magnoliopsida, Gentianales, Rubiaceae.